Molecule: messenger RNA, 1619 nt
Organism: Elgaria multicarinata webbii
Lineage: Eukaryota; Metazoa; Chordata; Lepidosauria; Squamata; Anguidae
Product: zinc finger protein 24-like
Exons: 4
Coding region: 46-1470 (474 amino acids)
Source: RefSeq, a predicted model, not a curated record
GAAGAGCUCAGGACGAGCUGCCAAACCGGAGUGGGACCGGAGGGAAUGAAAGAGGAGGGCCACAUGGUUGAAGGUGGCCGCAUCGUGGAAGUCCCGAGAUGGAGAGGACCGCAGCAGGUGAAACAGGAGCCUGAGGAACGGCUGUCCCAGCGCUGGGAAGUCCACUGGCAGGUGGUGGAAUCCCCUCACUCGAGUUGGGGGCCGUCACAGUUGCUGGAGGAGCCCACCCCAUGGGACAAUGCCAAGGCCUUCCUGGCCUCCUUCGAGCAAGUGGCCGAGGCCUGCCGGUGGCCCAAGGAAGAGUGGGCGGCCCGACUCCUGCCGGCCCUCAGAGGAGAAACUGAGUGGGCCUUCAGAGGCCUGGAGACUGGAGACAGGGAGGAUUAUGGGAAAGUGAAGGCGGCCAUCUUGCGAGGGGACGCCCUGAACCGGGAGAAGCAGCGUCAACACUUCCGGCGCUUCUGCUACCAGGAGGCCGAGGGGCCCAGAGGGGUGUACAGCCACUUGCAGGAGCUUUGCUCUCAGUGGCUGAAGGUCGAGAGGCACACGAAAGAGCAGAUCCUGGAAACGCUCAUCCUGGAGCAGUUCCUGACCAUUUUGCCGCAGGAAAUGCAGAGCUGGGUUCGGGGGACCGGACCGGAGACGUGUUCCCAAGCGGUGGCCUUGGCUGAGGAGUUCCUCCAGGAGCAGCAGCAGGCCGACGAGAAGCGGAAACAGCAGCUGCAGGUGCCCUGCCCAUUGGAAGAGCAAGCGGUGAACUUCCCUGGAGCUGAGCAGAUGCAGCUGGACGCGGUGCUCAGCCCGGCCUGCAGAGAGAUCAAACUGGAGAGCGCCGAGGAGGAGGCAGCUUUGAGGGCCUGCCGGGAGGGGAGCGAGAACCGGCAGCCCCCACCUCGCUGGGAAAUUUCGGAGCGAGGUGAAGUCCAUCGUAUUAUGCUGGGAGAGGCCGAAUGGAACUUUUCACCCCGCCAGGAGGGGGGAGACCACUCGGCGACCGAGCCCGCCUUGGUGAGGAUGUGGGCCGGCAACCUGAAGGCCAGGCCUGAAGACCACCGUCCGAGAGGGGCGGCCGAAAGCAGACCCCAUGACGGUUCUGCGCUGCGCCCGGGAGCCCUCGCAGGCAAGGGGGAGAACGUCUGCGCCGACUGCGGGAAGGCCUUCAAGUGGCACUCGAGACUCGUGGCUCACCGGCGGCUGCACACGGGGGAGAAGCCGUACAAGUGUUCCUUUUGCGGCAAAAGCUUCCGCAGGAACGCCCACCUCUACCAGCACCACCGGAUCCACACGGGGGAGAAGCCCUACGAAUGCGCCGACUGCAGCAAGAGCUUCAAUGACAAGUCGACGUUCCUGAAGCACCGGAGGACUCACACGGGGGACAAGCCGUACCAGUGUUCCAGCUGCGGGAAGAGCUUCAUCCAAAGCUCGCACCUCUCCCGGCACCAGAGAACCCAUGCCGGGGAGAAGCUGUGAUGUUUCGUCAGGCCCUGUGACCGGGCGGUGUGCCGGGCCUGACAGCAGAUUAGAGAAGCCACAUAGGGGAGAGACGCUACAGCACAGGUGGGGAACCCGAGGGCCGAAUCCAAUUUUGGAGAAGCCCACAGGGGCCGCAUCCCUGCAGU